AUGUCGACCAACGGCGGCGGCGACAUCGUCUUCGUCAAUGCCACGGUAAUCGAUGGCUCCGGCUCUGACAGAUACGAAGCAAACGUUCUCGUCCGCGAAGGACGAAUCGAACAGAUCUCAACAGGCAGUGCGCUGCCUACUCCGAACCGUUCGAACGCACGAAUUGUCGAUUGCGAAGCAGGCAAAUACGUCCUAUCGCCGGGUUUUAUUGAUAUGCACGCACAUUCAGACUUGAGUCUUCUGCACACGCCGUCUCAUGAAGCGAAGAUCACACAAGGCUGCACAACAGAAGUCCUAGGCCAAGACGGCAUCUCCUACAGCCCCGUCAACGACACCACGCUCUCCCGCAUCCGAAAGCAAAUCGCAGGCUGGAACGGCAACCCCACAGAUCCACCGGACUUCUUCGACCGCUGGAGGUCCGUAAAAGAGUAUCUGGAUGUUCUGGACCUGGAGAAGAUUGCUACUAAUGCGGCGUAUCUGGUUCCGCAAGGCAAUUUGCGGAUUUUGGUGAAAGGAUGGGAUUCCAGUCCUUGCUCUCCGAGCGAGAUGGAGGAGAUGAAGGAGAUCUUGUCGAAGGCAUUGGAGGAGGGCGCGGUGGGUAUGAGUUCAGGACUGACGUAUGUUCCGGGUAUGUUUGCGGACAAUGACGAGCUGGCGAACUUGUGCGAGGUGGUGAAGCAGUAUGGCGGAUACUACUGCCCGCAUCAUCGGUCGUAUGGCAAGGGUGCGAUGGAGGCGUAUAGGGAAAUGAUUGAGCUUGCGAGGAAGACGGGGGUAAGGUUGCAUUUGGCGCAUGCUACGCUGAAUUAUCCUGAGAAUGCUGGAAGGGCGGAUGAGUUGUUGGGGAUGAUUGACAAGGCGUUAGGAGAUGGGGUGGAGAUUACUUUUGAUACUUAUCCGUAUCUGCCGGGGAGUACUACGCUUGCGAGUACGUUGCCGAGUUGGGCUGCGGCGGCGGAUGACAAGCUUGCUGUUCUGAACGAUGAGGCUAAGUUGGAGAAGAUCAGACAUCAAGCGCUGGUGGAAGGGACGGAUGGUUGUCAUGGCUGUACGCUGGGCUGGGACAUCCUCGAGAUCGGCGGCGUUUCUGAUCCAUCGCUGGCGUCGAAGUACGUGGGCAAAACGUUGGCGCAGAUUGCAGAGGAGCGGCAGAAGGAUCCAUUUGACGCAUACAUCGAUGUGCUGAAGGAAGACGACUUCAACUCCACCAUCCUGUCCCACUCGGGCCACGAGGGUAACGUCCGCAAGAUCAUGCGACAUUCCAGGCAUACCGGCGGUUCAGACGGGAUCUUGACCUCGACGAAGCCGCACCCACGCGGUUGGGGGACGUUUGCCAGAUACAUCGGCCACUAUGGUCGUGAUCUGAAGCAGGGCCAGGUCAGGAACAUCUACAGUCCAGACCGAAGUGACGAGUUUGAAAGUGUCGAGCCAGAGACCAUCUUCGAAGGCGGUCUGGAGGAAGCAGUUGCUCAUCUGACAUCUCGUCCAGCUCGAGUCAUUGGCAUGAAAGAUCGCGGUCUGGUCAAGGAAGGUUACCGGGCGGAUCUCGUGCUAUUUGACCCCGAGGAGAUUCGAGAUGCUGCCACGUUCGCGGACCCGAAGCAGCAGGCGAAGGGCAUAUGGGCGGUGAUGGUGAACGGGGUCUUUGCCUUGGAUGAGUGGAGGGCAACGGGGGCCCGCGCGGGGAGGACUGUACGCUCGAGAGGGAGUGGAGCCGCUUUUGCUGUGCAAUGA
Messenger RNA from Saxophila tyrrhenica, 1734 nucleotides. RefSeq lists its product as uncharacterized. Bases 1 to 1734 code for a protein of 577 amino acids. NCBI's taxonomy places the organism in Eukaryota, Fungi, Ascomycota, Dothideomycetes, Mycosphaerellales, Extremaceae. Gene Ontology annotation, molecular function: hydrolase activity, acting on carbon-nitrogen (but not peptide) bonds. The transcript has 2 exons. The record is from RefSeq and is a predicted model, not a curated record.